AUGGAGAGCUCGGGAACGGGGGAUCUACUCGUCCACGGUCCACCGCCGGAUGCGUCCCAGAAUUCCAAUAAUGUCGAUUCCCCAUCCCACUUGCUGGACUCGGAUCCUGUAUCCGAUCAGUCAUUCGGUCUCUCUCGUUCCUCAUCACUGUUGCAGAAUAAACAGUCAAUACCCCGUGCCCAUUCCGGGGCGCGACAUGCCAAACGCUUGACCUUGAAUUUCCCCAUCAAUCUUCCUUUGAACCAAACCCCAACCGCCACCCCCGACAGCACUAUUGCGUCGCCGGGAUCCAUGACCCCCGUCACACAGUCGUCAACUCGCCCGUCCCCCGCUCUCCCCGCUGGUUCCAUCCCCUUCGAUGCGCAAGACGAUGGCUACGAUUUCUUGCGCGCCAUCGCCUCGCAGGAACGGAAGGUGAUGGAGCUUCGUGAGGAGCUGCAGCGGGCCGAGUCCGAUCUGUCCACCCUGAAGAAGCAGUGGGCAUUGUCUGAGAAGUCAAAGAAACGCACCGAGAUCAACCUCCACGCUGAGCCACUGAUACCACUACGAUCCCCGGAUCUGAAGGGGACAGAGGCCGGCUCAAGCUCGAGUUCACACCGCCGAGAACAAAGCAUGAGCUCUGUUGGUAGCUCGGUGGUGCCUCAAGGCCGAGUUAGUCGGGAGCUGGAGUGGGAGCGACGCUCGAGUAUUCGUGCAGCUGCUACAGCCGGUACUUCUAUCUCGUCUAAUGGUCGUCGCGUUUUCCAAGGCUCUCAUACCCGCACUCUGUCUCUUCUUUCCCCUGUCACUGUUACUGGUCCCUCUAGCACAAGUCCUAGCUUUGCUGAUAACGAACGUGUGGGUCGUACCCCGAGGUCAGCUACAUUGCCAUCCGUCGAACGCAAUAACAACAAUAACCACAACGCUGCUACCAACAUGAUGAUCAAUCCCAUUGACGAGAGUCAAGUGCCGGAGCACUUGCUGUCUCAGUGGCGAAAGACCAUGCCCCCACCAUCCAGGGAGGCACUCAUGCGUACGGGCAAACAAAUGGCUUCGGACCUGCGCGAGGGCUUGUGGACUUUCUUGGAGGAUAUUCGUCAAGCUACAGUGGGCGAAGAAGGUAUCAACGGAACAGAAUCUCGAACCAUGUCACCGCCGAACUCCUCGUUAUCAUCGUCAAAUCCACGUAAACGAAGCUCUAUUGCGAAAUCACAGAGCCGGGAGCGACUUUCAGUCGUGGGGGGUGUAUCGCGAUCAUCAUCGUCAUCAUCGCGGGGUAAAGGGCAAGCGGCCGAGCCUACAACCGGUAAAGACUCCAAGCCGGCGGACAUCGCCACCUCGUUCUGGCAUGAAUUCGGUGUUGAUUCACCCGCGCAGAAGUCUCCCGGCGCUCGCCGCAACCCUUCCGAGAAGACCGCCGACGCCACGACCCCUCGGGGCGAGAACGAACCCGACCACCUCGAUCACCACUCCGGCAGCCUAGUCAACAACAUGGAGGAUGAUGAUACGGCCGAUAAUUGGGAUGUGUGGGAUACACCGUUGUCGGGAAGCAAGACAAGGCACACACCUUCGUCUAGCCGAUCGACAGUCGAGUCAAAGCGUGACCAGUCGCCCACGACCCGGGGUAGUAGUCCGCGAACGAGUGCUAGCUUUGGUGAAUGGAACCCCCUGACCGCCGCCCCUGAAUCCAAUACCGAAACCAUCCCCUGGCCUACGAUCACUAAGUUGGCACCUUCGAAGCUCCAGCGAACUGCCUCCAACCUUAUGGCCGAGUGGGAACGAAGUCUAUCACCAUCCCCAGAACGAAAAGACUCAUCUUCAGGCAAAAGCAGCAAAAAUGACUGA
Messenger RNA from Penicillium malachiteum, 1824 nucleotides. RefSeq names its product DUF4048 domain-containing protein. The transcript has 2 exons. The record is from RefSeq and is a predicted model, not a curated record. Bases 1 to 1824 code for a protein of 607 amino acids. Lineage: Eukaryota; Fungi; Ascomycota; Eurotiomycetes; Eurotiales; Aspergillaceae.